Austrofundulus limnaeus is the source of this 1056-nucleotide messenger RNA. RefSeq names its product olfactory receptor 1. Gene Ontology annotation, cellular component: plasma membrane. The transcript is spliced from 3 exons. The coding region runs from base 139 to 1056 and encodes 305 amino acids. The record is from RefSeq and is a predicted model, not a curated record. Gene Ontology annotation, biological process: G protein-coupled receptor signaling pathway. Lineage: Eukaryota; Metazoa; Chordata; Actinopteri; Cyprinodontiformes; Rivulidae. Gene Ontology annotation, molecular function: G protein-coupled receptor activity; olfactory receptor activity.
CAGCUUACAGCAGUGCACGCUCUCUGUUCUCUGUAGUGAGUUAGUUUAUAGCUACUUCUGUCAAACAGCUGCAUCAUCUUUUGUUGUGUUGUUGAUUUUGUGAUUGGUUUUUUAUAUUUAGUCAAACAGAUAAUAGUAAUGUACUCAGGAGGAAAAAGUACCACCGUGUUGAACUCCACAUUUGUUCGUCCUGAAAAAUUCUACAUCAGUGGGUUUACCAACCUUCCUCAUGCUAAGUACUUUUUUAUAUUUUUGUGCUUUGUUUACAUCAUAACUCUGCUUGGAAAUGGUUUUCUCCUGUCUCUUAUUUACCUUGUGAAAACUCUUCAUACUCCCAAAUACUUAAUUGUAUCGAAUCUGGCUUUCACAGAUUUGUGUGGGAGCACUGCUCUCAUCCCUAAAUUGUUGGACACAUUUUUAUUUGACAGGAGAUAUAUUGCGUAUGAAGCUUGUUUAAGCUACAUGUUCUUUGUUUAUUUAUUUACAUUUGUGCAGUCAUGGAUACUUGUGACAAUGGCAUAUGACAGAUUUAUAGCAAUUUGUUUCCCUUUAAGAUACCACAGUAUUGUGACUAAUAAAUCUGUAGUUGCUAUGCUGCUGUUUUCUUGGGUGUUUUUUAUGAGUUUCAUGAUAACCUCAGUUGUGUUUCUUAAUCGUCUUUCUUUCUGUGGAUCAUUAGUGAUACAAAGUUUUUUCUGUGAUCACGGACCAAUAUAUCGUCUGGCCUGUAAUGAUUUCACUAAUAGUUACAAUAUGAUCUAUGUUGUCCUUAUCUUUGUCAUUUUUCUUCCUCUUGUUUUGAUAUUUUUAACUUAUGUUGGUAUUUCUGUCUCACUGASCAGGACUACAUCAAAGGAUCAACGACUUAAAGCACUGAAAACUUGUACUUCUCACCUGAUUCUUGUUGCUCUUUUCUUUCUACCACUGAUAUUUAUUUUUAGUUGGCUGUGGACUUAUAGUUAUUUCAACAUACCAAUUAUUGAUCUGGACAAUGUGGCCCUUGCAGUAGCCAUGAUGUGGUUCUUCAGGAUCUGGACAAUGUGGCCCUUGCAGUAG